Molecule: messenger RNA, 735 nt
Organism: Striga hermonthica
Lineage: Eukaryota; Viridiplantae; Streptophyta; Magnoliopsida; Lamiales; Orobanchaceae
Source: the annotation of a GenBank genome assembly
AUGGAUGUAUUGUUCUACUACCUACGGAAGAUUGGUGUGUAUGGUACUAGUGCUGAGGUUAGGUACACGACGACUGAUGUGAUGUUUGACCAACACAUAAAGUCGUUAUAUGUUGUCUACCUGUCACAGUCCUGCAAUACUGCUCAAUGCAGUGUUCAUGAUAUUAUCACUGACUACAUUAUGGGUUAUAGACUUAUAUGCGGAAAGUCAUGGUUUGAUGUUGACCACAUCUUGUUUCCAAUGCACGUAGAAGUCAAUGGUAUUGGUCAUUGGAUACUGGGUAUAUUGACAUUAAGCAAUAUGAAUUUUUGGGUUUAUAACUCGUACCGGUCAGUUGAAGUUGAUGAGAUUGUUUUAGAAAGUGUGCAGGCGUAUGUUAGAUUGCUUCCAAUUUUUCUUGCCUUGGUGAAAUUUUAUGAAAAAAGGAUUGACGUCAAUACUGAUGCUGGGGGUCGCAUACCAACAGACGUUAAAAGUCCAUUCGAGGUUUUGAUGGCGGCCAACAUCACACAACAACGGGAGAGCGAUUGUGGUGUUUUCGUUGCAUCUUACGCUGAGCACUUCAUAACCGAUGUUGACAUUACUACGAAGAAGUUUAAUGUUGAUAUCAAGCGACAAAGGUAUACCUACUUGUUGUACACACACGGUAGAAUGAAGCAGAGCAAUGGCUAUGAAAGUUAUGAUGACCCUCCCGGAUCAAUGCCCGAUGACGUCCGUUUUAGUCUAUUAGCUUGA